Messenger RNA from Mesorhabditis belari, 399 nucleotides. Lineage: Eukaryota; Metazoa; Nematoda; Chromadorea; Rhabditida; Rhabditidae. The record is from the annotation of a GenBank genome assembly.
AUGGAAGUACGAAAAGGAACAAAAACUGGACCUGGACAUCCUGGACCUGGACCUGGACAUCCUGGACCUGAACCUGGACAUUCUGGACCUGGACCUGGACAUCCUGGACCUGGACACCCUGGACCUGGACCUGGACCUGGACAUCCUGGACCUGGACAUCCUGGACCUGGACAUCCUGGACCUGGACAUCCUGGACCUGGACAUCCUGGGCCUGGACCUGAACAUCCUGGACCUGGGCCUGGACACCCUGGAACUGGACCUGGACAUCCUGGACCUGGACAUCCUGGACACCCUGGACCUGGACCUGGACCUGGUGGAUCUGGACAAUCAAAUAAACAAAUGAAUCUAAAAUUCAAAAUAAAGCUCGAGAUGAUGAGAAAGAAAAGUGAGGUUGUUGGU